Molecule: messenger RNA, 477 nt
Organism: Sphaerulina musiva SO2202
Lineage: Eukaryota; Fungi; Ascomycota; Dothideomycetes; Mycosphaerellales; Mycosphaerellaceae
Exons: 3
Coding region: 1-477 (158 amino acids)
Source: RefSeq, a predicted model, not a curated record
AUGGCCACCAUGCUGACUGGGCUGGCCUCCAGGAUCAGACUCCUUCUACCGAAUCUUCUUGUAUCCGUCUUGUACACAUCCCCAUCUGGAAAAAGCCUGUCGGUUGUCGAUUGUCGCGGUGCCGAGCCUGUCUGCGAUGCCCGCUCGCUCACACCUGACACACCAAGUCCGUCAUCGAGAGACACAAUGGUGCAGUCAGCAAAGGCUCCCAGAUUGCGCGUGUAUGAGGGCGAGGACGACGACGACGACGACGGCGACGACGACAAUGUUGAGACGCGCGCACCAUGCGAAGCGAUGCGCGCUGGAGGUGCUAGCGUACGUAUUGGUGGCGCAUCACGACACGCUUGGGCGGGCGCACCUGUGCAAGCACCCCAUGUUGGUCAGUCCAUACACGACCAUUCCGCGCUCACCAUGGCCACGUUGAUGGCCGUGGAAGCCAAGCCAAGCGCUCAAGAUGCGGAUGAAGGCGCAGCUUAG